This is a messenger RNA of Owenia fusiformis, 5498 nucleotides long. NCBI's taxonomy places the organism in Eukaryota, Metazoa, Annelida, Polychaeta, Sabellida, Oweniidae. The record is from the annotation of a GenBank genome assembly.
GGAAUUUUGCAAAGCGGCAAGACGUUUGAAGCAGAUUGUAAGGUGAACAGAAGAGUUAUUUGUCAGUCACCCACAUGAGGGGACAACUAUCAACUAAGUACUCAUAUGCUUUUAAAGGUGUAGUAUUCCGGUAUGUUGCUCUUGAGGACAGUUCAGCGGAUUUCCCAAGCUUUGGUUGUACCAUCUGGGGUAGGUGGUCGGGGAGGCGUUGGAGUGACGGCUGCCCGGUGGAUAUCAGUUGCUUCUGAUAAGCCAUCAAGCAUUACCAAGCCAACCAAAGCCUACCUCAUUCUAGAAGAUGGUAAACAGUUCCAAGGCUACUCCUUUGGGAAAGAGAUCUCAGCAGCUGGUGAAGUCGUCUUCAACACUGGACUCACUGGAUACCCAGAGGCUCUGACAGACCCAAGCUAUUGCGGCCAGAUCCUUACGUUGACUUACCCCAUAGUUGGCAACUAUGGAGUACCUAGUACCACACAGAGGGAUGAACAUGGACUCAUGCAGUUUGUUGAGUCUGACAAGAUCCAUGUGACUGGUCUGCUGGUCCAGGAUUAUUCGCAUAACCACAGCCACUGGAACUCUGUCAAGUCUCUCUCCCAGUGGCUCAUUGAAGAGGAUGUACCUGCUCUCUAUGGCAUAGACACUCGUAUGCUCACAAAGUACAUUAGAGAUAAGGGAACUGUUCUUGGGAAGAUAGAAUAUGAUGACAUGCCAAUUGACUUUGUUGACCCCAACUUACGCAACCUAAUAGCUGAAGUAUCUGGCAAUGAAGUUCAAGUGUAUGGCAAAGGAAACCCUAUCAAGAUCUUAGCCAUUGAUUGUGGGAUCAAGCACAACAUGGUCCGGAGCCUGGUAAAGCGUGGCACAGAAGUGACCGUUGUUCCCUGGAACUAUGACUUCACUCAGGUGGAGUUUGAUGGGCUGUUCAUAUCCAAUGGCCCUGGAGAUCCCUCGUUAGCCCCCCAGCUUAUCCAGCAUGUUAGAACAGUUAUGGAAAACCGACCUGAGCCUAUAUUUGGUAUUUGCAUGGGGAAUCAGAUAACAGCAUUGGCAGCAGGAGCUAAUUCAUACAAACUGCCACUGGGGAAUAGGGGUCACAAUCAACCAGUUAUUAACAUGUUGAAUGGGCAAGCAUUCAUCACCUCUCAGAAUCAUGGUUUUGCCAUAGACAACAGCAGUCUCCCCGAAGGCUGGAAACCAAUGUUCAUCAAUGCUAAUGACAGGACCAAUGAGGGAGUGUACCAUGAAAGUAAACCAUACUUCACUGCACAGUUCCAUCCUGAAGCAAGAGGGGGCCCCUUAGAUACAGAGUUUUUGUUUGACAUCUUCCUAAAAAUGGUGAGCAAGAAUGCACAAUGUGUGACUGAAAUCAUCAAGCCAGUUCCAAAAGCUGCAACAAAGAUAGAGGUGAAGAAAGUUCUUGUAUUGGGAAGUGGAGGUCUGUCUAUAGGCCAAGCUGGGGAGUUUGACUACAGUGGAGCCCAAGCCAUCAAGGCAUUUAAGGAAGAAAAUUUGGAAACUGUCCUAAUGAAUCCCAAUAUUGCAUCCGUGCAGACAAAUGCUGAGGGGGAGAAACAGGCUGAUGUUGUGUAUUUCCUCCCUGUCACUCCUGAGUUUGUGACAGAAGUUAUCAAAAAAGAACGCCCCGAUGGGAUUGUGUUGUCUAUGGGAGGACAAACUGCACUCAAUUGUGGUCUAGAGCUAUGGAAGGCUGGUGUGCUGGAUGAGUAUAAUGUCAAAGUGCUUGGUACACCUGUAUCUAUGAUAGAAGCCACUGAGGACAGACAGAUAUUUGCCGACAGGUUGAAUGAGAUCAAUGAGAAACUGGCCCAGAGUAUUGCUGUGUAUACCGUGGACGAUGCAGCGAAGGCAGCUAAGAAGAUCCAGUACCCUGUAAUGGUGAGAGCAGCCUUCGCUCUUGGAGGACUUGGCUCUGGCCUGUGUGAAGAUGAAGCUCAACUGCGAGAUAUAUCAACUAAAGCUCUUGCAUUGACCAGUCAGUUGCUAGUUGAGAAGUCUCUGUUAGGCUGGAAGGAAGUGGAGUAUGAGGUUGUUAGAGAUGCUGCUGAUAACUGCAUCACUGUGUGCAACAUGGAAAACUUUGACCCUAUGGGAGUACAUACAGGAGAUUCUAUUGUUGUUGCUCCAAGUCAGACUCUAUCUAACACUGAGUACCACAUGUUGAGAGAAACUGCCCUUAAGGUUGUGCGCCAUUUUGGAAUUGUUGGGGAGUGCAACAUCCAGUAUGCCCUCCAUCCACAUUCUUUGGAGUACUGCAUCAUAGAAAUCAAUGCAAGGUUAUCCAGGAGUUCAGCUCUGGCCUCUAAAGCCACAGGUUAUCCGCUUGCAUUCAUCGCAGCCAAGCUUUCCCUAGGUGUGCUACUCCCAGACAUAAAGAAUGCCACCACACAGUCUACAACAGCAUGUUUUGAACCUAGCCUGGACUAUAUUGUCACCAAGAUCCCUCGUUGGGAUCUUGAUAGAUUUCAGCAUACAUCUAAGGAGAUCACUAGCAGCAUGAAGAGUGUUGGAGAGGUGAUGGCUAUUGGUAGGACAUUUGAAGAGAGCCUCCAGAAGGCUUUACGCAUGACCCAUCCUACCAUGACAGGGUUCAGCUCCACUCUACCUGCUGGUAAACAAUACCCAAGUGACUUCAAACUGGAUGCUGCCAUGACAACCCCCAACAACACCAGAAUACACAGUAUAGCCAAGGCCUUAGAAGGGGGUUACACAGUGGAUGAGAUUCAUAACCUCACCAAUAUAGACCCCUGGUUCUUGCAUAAACUACAAAGAAUUGUGCUAUUGGAGAAAGACCUGGGUACCCACACUAAGGAUGAUGUGACCACAGAAGACUUGGGAAUCAUGAAGGCUGCAGGCUUUUCAGACAAGCAAAUAGGACGAAUAUUUGGAAUCUCAGAGAAAGAGGCGCGUGAUCUCAGAGUAGAAAGAGGAGUCAAGCCAUGGGUGAAACAGAUUGACACCAUGGCAGCAGAAUACCCUGCAGUGACUAACUAUCUCUACUGCUCAUACAAUGGCAUGGAACAUGAUGUAAAAUUUGAAGACAGUGGGACCAUGAUCUUGGGCUGUGGGCCAUACCAUAUAGGAAGCAGUGUAGAGUUUGACUGGUGUGGAGUAUCAGCUAUACGUACCCUUAGAGGAUUGGGGAAGAAGACCGUUGUAGUGAACCACAACCCAGAGACUGUGAGCACUGAUUUUGAUGAAUGUGACAGACUCUAUUUUGAAGAGCUAUCUCUUGAAAGAGUGCUUGAUAUAUACCAGAUAGAGGCAAGUAGUGGUGUAAUGGUAUCUGUUGGAGGCCAAAUACCCAAUAACCUGGCCCUUCCGCUCUAUCACAAUGGUGUGAAGGUGCUUGGAACCAGCCCACUUAUGAUUGACAAUGCUGAGGAAAGAUCUGUGUUCUCUGCUAUACUAGAUGAGAUUGGUUGUGAUCAGGCACCAUGGAAGGCACUUUCGUCACUGGAUGAAGCUUUGGACUUUGCGGCCCAUGUAGGCUACCCCUGUUUAUUGAGACCCUCAUAUAUCUUGAGUGGGUCUGCGAUGAAUGUUGCUUAUGGGCCUGAGGAGCUGAAGAAGUUUCUAGUGGAGGCCAGCCAGGUGUCCCAGGAACACCCUGUAGUUAUCACCAAGUUUAUACAGGGUGCCCGUGAGAUAGAAAUGGACGCAGUUGCACGGGAUGGAAAGGUUGUAGGCCAUGCUAUAUCAGAACAUGUUGAAAAUGCUGGUGUCCACAGUGGAGAUGCUACACUCAUGCUACCCACCCACAGUGUUACUGAUAUACAGAAAGAAAAGGUCAUAGAGAUUACAAAGAAGAUUGCUGAAAGGUUUGAGAUCAGUGGACCGUUUAACAUGCAGUUCCUGGCACGAGGCAAUGAUGUCAAGGUGAUUGAAUGCAAUCUCAGGGCAUCUCGUUCCCUCCCCUUUGUCUCCAAGACGAUAGGUACUGACUUGAUUGCUGUUGCUACCAAGGUGAUGAUGGGAGAGGAACUUGAUAUAGCCAGCCUCCCAACCUUAGACAACCCACAUAACCCAACAGAUUAUGUAGGAAUCAAGGCCCCCAUGUUCUCAUGGCCAAGGCUACGAGGUGCUGACCCACUGCUGAGGUGUGAAAUGUCAUCCACAGGAGAGGUGGCAUGCUUUGGUACUAAUGUGUACACAGCAUUCUUGAAGGCAAUGAUGUCUACAGGUUUUAAACUGCCCAAACCUAAUGGUAACAUUCUCAUAGGUAUCCAAGCUUCAUUCCAGCCUGUUUUCCUUCCCGCUGCCAAGAAAUUUCAAGAGUUAGGGUACAAUUUGUUUGCAACAUCUGCAACUGCAAAAUACCUUAAUGCCCACAAUAUACCAGCACAGACUGUAGGAUGGACUUUUGCAGAUAAUCCAGUGUCUGAUUCUCCGGCUCCAAUAGGAACUAAAUUGAUAGAGGGCGGCUCUAUUGACCUCGUUAUCAACCUUCCUAAUCACAAUACCAAGCUACUCCAGGACAACUACAUCAUACGCCGUACAUCCAUAGACCACGGAGUCCCACUUAUUACCAAUUUUGAGAUUGUGAAAAUGUUUUCUCAAGCUUUGGAACAUGUUGGUAGUAUCUCUGCUCGAAGUCUGCUGCAUUAUAGGCAAAAUCAGAAUGAGGCUGCGAAGUAAUGUCACUUGGCAUCUCCUAGAACUAUACUAAAUGAGAGAGGUUUAGUUUUGUUAAUGGACAUUUUGACACUUUUGAACAAAGUACAUGGUUAAAUAAUAAAUACCAUAUUCGCCGUAAAAAGCGCCCAGGGUCAUUCCUCGUUAUUUCUUUGAAGCCGGGUGGGCGCUUAUUAGGUUUGGGGGCUUAUUAGGGCGAUUACGGUACCUAGUACAUAUAGUAGUAUUCUGAAUAAAAACUCUAAAGUGAUCAUGCAAGUACUGACCAGUAGAUUAUUCUGCCAGUUCAAAUAUGUGAGUGACUUCUCAUCCCACAAGAAAAAAUCCAAGAAAUUGUGAUCUUUUUCAAAUUAUGAUACAUUCUCUGGAUAUUCAGUCUAAUCAUUGUUACUAAUGAAAUGCAUAAUAGUGGAAAAUGUAAUUUUACACCUGUGGUCCCUCUCCUAUCCUUGCCUUAGUCGGUCUCAUUUUACUCUUAUUGAUUUUUUUUAUUUUAUAUUAAUUGAAAAUCAAGAUAAGAAAAAGAUAACACUGACUUGGGCAAGGCUACCCUCUCCCCUGACUAUCUAGAUCCCUUGUUGGAGGAUUAGUGGGGAAGGAGAGAGGCAGAGAAUUUAUUUGCCAGAUUAAAUGGCACAUGUCAUAUAAAAUUAUUGUUUACUGUUCAACAGCAUUCCUUUUUGCUUUAUCUGUGAUUCUGACUUUUAAGUAUCAGAUUUAUUUUACAUGUGUGUAACACAGACAAAUUACAUGUGCCAUACAUACUUAGAUUUUUUAACAUUUUACAUGUUAUUUACAUGUCAAGCAUUGUAUUUUUAAAGAUAAUAAACUCUUGGAUUUUCAAA